Molecule: messenger RNA, 1002 nt
Organism: Cavia porcellus (domestic guinea pig)
Lineage: Eukaryota; Metazoa; Chordata; Mammalia; Rodentia; Caviidae
Product: zinc finger protein 709-like
Exons: 1
Biological process (GO): regulation of transcription by RNA polymerase II
Molecular function (GO): RNA polymerase II cis-regulatory region sequence-specific DNA binding; DNA-binding transcription factor activity, RNA polymerase II-specific
Source: RefSeq, a predicted model, not a curated record
UACGUAUGUAAGCAAUGUGGGAAAGCUUUUAACACACGUGCAAAUUGUAAGGUUCAUGAAAGAAUUCACACUGGAGAUAAACCCUAUGUAUGUAAGCAAUGUGGGAAAGCUUUUACCAGACCUGGACAUUGUAAGGAACAUGAAAGAAUUCACACUGGAGAGAAACCAUAUGUAUGUAAGCAAUGUGGAAAAGCUUUUAACACACAGACAAACUGUAAAAUACAUGAAAAAAUUCACACUGGAGAGAAACCCUAUGUAUGUAAGCAAUGUGGGAAAGCUUUUACCAGACCUCGAUUUUGUAAGGAACAUGAAAGAAUUCACACUGGAGAGAAACCCUAUGUAUGUAAGCAAUGUGGGAAAGCUUUUACCAGACCUGGAUUUUGUAAGGAACAUGAAAGAAUUCACACUGGAGAGAAACCAUAUGUAUGUAAGCAAUGUGGGAAAGAUUUUAACACAUGGGGAUACUGUAAGCAACAUGAAAGAAUUCACACUGGAGAGAAACCCUAUGUAUGUAAGCAAUGUGGGAAAGCUUUUAACACACGUGCAAAUUGUAAGGUUCAUGAAAGAAUUCACACUGGAGAGAAACCCUAUGUAUGUAAGCAAUGUGGGAAAGCUUUUACCAGACCUGAUCAUUGUAAGGAACAUGAAAGAAUUCACACUGGAGAGAAAACCUAUGUAUGUAAGCAAUGUGGGAAAGCUUUUACCAGACCUGAUCGUUGUAAGGAACAUGAAAGAAUUCACACUGGAGAGAAACUAUAUGCAUGUAAGCAAUAUGGGAAAGUUUUUAACACACGUGCACAUUGUAAGGUUCAUGAAAGAAUUCACACUGGAGAGAAACCGUAUGUAUGUAAGCAAUGUGGGAAAGCUUUUACCAGACCUGGACGUUGUAAGGAACAUGAAAGAAUUCACACUGGAGAGAAACCAUAUGUAUGUAAGCAAUGUGGGAAAGCUUUUAACACACGUGCAAAUUGUAAGGUUCAUGAAAGAAUUCACACUGGAGAG